Penicillium digitatum Pd1 is the source of this 3579-nucleotide messenger RNA. RefSeq names its product Cu(2+)-transporting P-type ATPase CCC2 (gene ctpA). Gene Ontology annotation, cellular component: membrane. The record is from RefSeq and is a predicted model, not a curated record. Gene Ontology annotation, biological process: monoatomic cation transport; copper ion homeostasis. NCBI's taxonomy places the organism in Eukaryota, Fungi, Ascomycota, Eurotiomycetes, Eurotiales, Aspergillaceae. Gene Ontology annotation, molecular function: ATP binding; P-type divalent copper transporter activity; ATP hydrolysis activity.
AUGUCAUCCAUGAAUCUGCAAUCCGGCGGGGUCAGUCGACCCGCAAUGGCCACCACAACUAUCAAAGUAGACGGAAUGACUUGCGGAGCAUGCACAUCAGCAGUAGAGGGUGCAUUUCAAGGAGUAGACGGUGCUCACGAUGUUUCCGUCAGUCUGAUCAUGGGUAGGGCCGCUGUACAACACGAUCCGUGGGUGUUACCGCCCGCGAAAAUCGCAGAGAUGAUUGAAGACUGCGGGUUCGAUGCGGCAGUACUUUCGACCGAGGAACAAAGGAAUCCCGACCCUUCUUCUUUUCCAGCUACACGACUCUCGGUGACCAACCUGGCAAUUGAGGGUAUGACAUGUGGGGCAUGUACGUCUGCAGUGGAAAGCGGGUUAAACGAUGUCAGCGGUGUGAACUCCGUAGACGUCUCACUACUUUCCGAGCGCGCAGUCGUGGAACAUGAUGCUGAGAUCAUCACACCGGAGCAGAUCGCAGAGCUCAUUGAAGAUCGAGGCUUUGGAGCGCGAGUGCUGGACACUUCUCUAGUGGGCUCCAAGGAGCCAUCUGCACCGGCUGGCUCGGAAGAGAAAUCUAGACUGCUGGUCACCACCAUCGCAAUUGGAGGAAUGACAUGCGGCGCUUGCACAUCUAGCGUUCAAGGUGCAUUGGGCAAUGUCGAUGGGGUAAUCCAACUCAACAUUAGUCUUCUGGCUGAGCGGGCGGUAGUUGUGCACGACCCAAGCAUACUUCCUGCCAGCAAAAUUGCAGAUCUUGUGGAAGAUGCCGGAUUUGAUGCGUCGAUCGUGUCAUCAGAGGCGCAGGCAUCAUUUUCAAAAAAUACACAGCAGGUCAAUUUGAGCUUGCAUGGGCUGCGGGACGGCGUUUCUGCCACAGAAUUGGAAGAAAACAUAUUCCAGCAACCGGGUGUUCAUUCGGCAUCAAUCAAAAUGGCUACAUCUCGUAUGGUCAUUUCUUUUGACCCCUGUACAAUCGGAAUCCGGUCGAUUGUGGAAGCGAUCGAGGCUGCUGGUUACAACGCCUUAAUUGUCGACUCAGAUGAUACGAACGCACAACUACAGUCAUUAUCCAAAACGAAGGAAAUUCAAGACUGGAAAAGAUCCUUCAUUAUCGCCGCCUCUUUCGCGGUUCCUGUCUUCCUCAUCAGCAUGAUUCUUCCAAUGUAUUUGCCCAGUAUUGACUUUGGCAGUUUUGCUCUCUUCCCGGGUCUAUAUCUCGGAGAUCUGGUCUGUCUUGCUCUUACCAUUCCGGUGCAGUUCGGCAUCGGCAAACGAUUUUAUGUCACCAGCUUCAAGUCCCUCAAGCAUCGAUCCCCAACCAUGGACGUUCUCGUAAUGUUAGGCACGUCCGCUGCCUUCUUUUACAGCUGUUUUACUAUGAUCAUGGCUCUUUGUGGCAUGAACCACAGACGUCCGAGCACCGUGUUCGACACCAGUACGAUGCUCAUCACCUUUAUCACCUUGGGACGAUGGCUAGAGAACCGAGCCAAGGGCCAAACCUCCGCUGCUCUUUCUAGGCUCAUGUGCCUGACUCCAUCGAUGACGACGAUUUACGAAGAUCCCAUUGCGGCAGAGAAACUGGCUGAGCGCUGGACCUCCAAACCUACACCUGGUGCAAUUGAGCAACCUACGUUAGCUAACGACAUGACGGUGAAUCAAAGAUGCAUUCCCACCGAGCUGAUUCAAGUCGGCGAUGUUGUCAUUCUCCACCCGGGAGAUAAAGUGUCUGCGGACGGUGUGGUCAUCCGGGGUGAAAGCUAUGUUGACGAGAGUAUGAUCAGUGGAGAGGCACUACCUAUUCACAAAAAGAAAGGCAGUCAGAUCAUCGCUGGGACUGUGAAUGGCACAAACUCUAUUGAUUUCAAAGUCAUUCGAACCGGCAAGGAUACCCAGUUGAGCCAAAUUGUAAAGUUGGUGCAGGAUGCACAGACGAGCCGUGCUCCUAUUCAGCGCAUGGCUGAUAUCGUUGCCGGUUACUUCGUCCCCACUAUCAUCGGUCUUGGUCUGAUUACAUUCUUUGGUUGGAUGUUCCUCAGUCAUGUACUGCCUCAUCCGCCUACAAUCUUUGAAAUGGCAGGCAGUGGUGGCAGAGUCAUGGUCUGCUUGAAGCUGUGCAUCUCAGUCAUUGUCUUUGCGUGCCCAUGUGCUUUAGGCCUGAGCACUCCGACCGCAGUCAUGGUUGGUACCGGUGUCGGCGCCGAGCAUGGCAUCCUCGUUAAGGGAGGUGCCGUGCUAGAAGCUGCCACAAAAAUUACUCAUGUCGUCUUUGAUAAGACGGGCACCCUGACCACAGGUCGGAUGAGCGUGAAUCACACUCGAAUCGAACCUCAAUGGACAGUGAACGACUGGCGCCGUCAGCUCUGGUGGCUUAUUGUCGGUCUUGCAGAAACAGGCAGUGAACACCCAAUCGGACGAGCGAUCUUCUCUGCGGCCAUAACUGAAUCAGGUCAUCCCGGAGAAGAUGGGUUACCAGGGAGUACGGGGGACGUUGAAAACAGUGUUGGUAGGGGUGUCUCUGCCAUCGUCGAGCCUGCAUCUAGCGGCCAGCGUAUCCGGCACCAUGUCUUCCUUGGCAACGCCAAAUUCCUCCGGUCCAAAGACGUCCCUGUUCCCGCUGAUGCAGAUCCCGACUCUGCGGAUUCUAUCGAAGACCUGGAAACCGACGUCCCCAAGCCUGGCACCACCGCUGCCGGCGUUACACGCAUCCACGUCGCAAUCGACAACCGCUAUGCGGGAACCAUCUCCCUUCGAGAUACAGUGAAAGCGACAGCCGUCGCGGCAGUAGCAGCCCUGCAUCGUAUGGGCAUCUCAACCUCCAUGGUGACAGGCGACACGCUCUCAACGGCGAUAUCAAUCGCCACAGCAGUCGGUAUCCCAACCGCUUCAAUCAGCGCAUCCGUCUCCCCAUCCGAGAAACGGUCAAUCGUCUCCGCCCUCCAAGAAAAAGGCGAGCGCGUCGCCAUGGUCGGUGAUGGCAUCAACGACUCUCCCGCGUUGGCCACUGCAUCUGUCGGAAUCGCCCUUGCAUCCGGCACAGACGUAGCUGUCGAGGCUGCUGAUAUCGUCCUCAUGCGUCCGGACGAUCUACUCUCUGUACCAGCCAGUCUCUCCCUCUCGCGCUCGGUCUUCAGACGCAUCAAGCUGAACUUAGUUUGGGCUUGCAUGUACAAUGUCAUCGGCCUUCCGUUUGCCAUGGGUCUUUUCCUCCCCUUCACGGGCUUCAUGCUACCGCCCAUGGCCGCCGGUGGUGCCAUGGCGCUUUCCAGUGUCUCCGUUGUUGUUAGCAGUCUGCUCUUGAAGUUCUGGAGUCGCCCAUCUUGGAUGGAGGUUGAGCGUCUUGAGAAGGAGCUUCGCUCGGGUGCGAUCUCUCCGGCUGGUGUAGCGCAUCGCGGCCAUGCUCGUAAAGUGAGCUGGUGGGCUUCAGCUACUAUUUUGUCGGAUAGCCCGCGCUCUCUGCGUCAUCGUGUCAGGGAUGUUGUCUCUUCGCUAUGGUCACUGGUCACUGGCAAAGGACCCAUACCCGCUAGUCGGGGUGAUGAGGGUUAUGUUCCGCUGCAGACAGUUGAGCCGCCUGUUUGA